Cyphellophora europaea CBS 101466 is the source of this 495-nucleotide messenger RNA. RefSeq lists its product as uncharacterized. Gene Ontology annotation, biological process: mitochondrial respiratory chain complex II assembly; succinate metabolic process. NCBI's taxonomy places the organism in Eukaryota, Fungi, Ascomycota, Eurotiomycetes, Chaetothyriales, Cyphellophoraceae. Gene Ontology annotation, cellular component: mitochondrion; mitochondrial intermembrane space. The coding region runs from base 1 to 495 and encodes 164 amino acids. The transcript has a single exon. The record is from RefSeq and is a predicted model, not a curated record.
AUGUUCUCCCGCUCCGCUCGUCUGCUCGCAUCCCACACAACAUCCACCCUGCCCCUCAAGCGGCCUCCGCCCAUGAACCUUCUCCCCCCGAUCCCACUAUACCGCCGCCUCCUCCGGCUGCACCGCAAGAAGCUCAACCCCGAAGAGCGCAUCUUCGGCGACAUAUACGUCAAAGCGGAGUUCCGACGGCACAAGGGCAUUGAGAACCCGCUGCACAUUGUCGGGUUUCUGCAGCAGUGGCAAACAUACGGCGAGAUGCUGGACCGCAAGAGCGCGCAUGGAGAGCAGGAGGGUGGUGACGGGACAGAUUGGAUGAAGGGGUCGGAGGAGUGGGCCAUGGAGGGCCUUUUGGAGAAGAUGAGUGAUCAGCAGAUUGGGCAGGUGUGGGAGUUGUACAAUGCUAUUCAGAAAAGGAAUAUUGCUGGUGCGGAGGAGGGCGAGACGGAGCACGAUGGUGAUGUGGUUCAUCUUGAUGGAAAGGAGAAGAAGAGGUGA